ACAGGAAGCUGGACCGGCUGCUGUGUCUGGACGGCGGCGGGAUCAAAGGUCUGGUUCUGAUCCAGAUGCUGAUCGCUCUGGAGAGGGAGGCCGGCCGGCCCACCAGAGAGCUCUUCGACUGGGUGGCAGGAACCAGCACCGGGGGCAUCAUGGCCCUCGCCAUCGUCCACGGUAAGUCGAUGGAGUACCUGCAGUGCCUGUACUUCAGGAUGAAGGAGCAGGUGUUUCGGGGCUCCCGGCCGUACGAGUCUGCUCCGCUGGAGGACUUCCUGAAGAAGGAGUUCGGAGAAAACACCAAGAUGGCAGACGUGCGAUAUCCCAGGUAUUAUUUUAAAG
Notothenia coriiceps (black rockcod) is the source of this 336-nucleotide messenger RNA. Its product is annotated as 85/88 kDa calcium-independent phospholipase A2-like. The transcript has 3 exons. Gene Ontology annotation, molecular function: long-chain fatty acyl-CoA hydrolase activity. Gene Ontology annotation, biological process: cardiolipin acyl-chain remodeling; positive regulation of ceramide biosynthetic process. The record is from RefSeq and is a predicted model, not a curated record. The annotation marks the transcript as partial. NCBI's taxonomy places the organism in Eukaryota, Metazoa, Chordata, Actinopteri, Perciformes, Nototheniidae. Gene Ontology annotation, cellular component: mitochondrion.